CAAGGGAAGGACGCGUUCCUUCGCCGGCAAGGAAUCGAAUCGAAUCCGUUCCAGAAAGCGGCCCCGCCUCCCCUACCCGACCCUCAACCCUUUCUUCUCCUGCAGGGAAACUCGAAGGAGUCCUGGAAGCUUCUCUUUCUUCAAUUUGCUUCCAGCACCGGCCGCACCGCCAUCCCGAUCUCGAUCAACAGGUCAAAACCAUCGCCACCACCACCACCAUCGAUUGAUUGUCUGCGAGGAAGCCGGGUUGCCUUGGAUCCGACCAUGUACGGCUCUAACUCAAGCCACCUCACGGUUCAGUUCCUAAACGGCGUCCUGUCGCAGCGCGGCCCUUCCUCCCUGCCAUACAGCGAGGACCUGAAAUGGUACAUCCGGCAACACCUCGUCAACCUGGUUCAGGAGUACCCCAGCCUCCAGGUCAAGACGGCCGUCUUCGCCCACAACGACGGCAGGACGGCCAACCUCCUUCAGACCGAGGGCACGAUACCCAUAGCCUACCAGCGAGUCACCUACAACAUUCCGGUCGUCAUCUGGCUCCUGGAGUCAUACCCUCGUCAGCCCCCCUGCGUCUUCGUGAACCCCACCAGGGACAUGAUCAUCCGCCGUGCCCACCCGCUCGUGAACCCCUCCGGCGUGGUCUCCGUUCCGUACCUCCACCAUUGGGUCUUCCCCAGUUCGAAUCUCAUCGAAUUGUCCAAGAACAUGAGCGAUCUGUUCUCUCGCGACCCUCCCCUCUAUACCAAGCAGCCUUCCGCGGCUUCAGGUCACAGGGUUCAUAGUCCUACCCGUGGAUCUUCGUCUUCUGCAGCGGCCGGACCUUCGCCGUCGCCUCCUCCUCCAGCCCCAUCUGCUUCUUCUUCAUCCUCAUCCUCUUCUUCUGUAUGGAGCCAUCAGGCCGGUGGGGGCCGCCCGGGUGCUGGUGGUGUCCUCAAUCGGCUUAUGUCGCCUUAUGGCCGCAUGAUGCCGCCGUCGCCAGGGUCGCCGCAACGGCCACCGCCCGCCACGGAAGAUCCGUCUGAAGUUUUUAAGAGGAAUGCGACCAAUAAGCUUCUGGAGAUGCUGCAUUCUGAUACUGUUGCUCUGAGGAAGGCCAGAGAGGCAGAAAUGGAUUCUCUCUUCAAUUUGCAGGGGGCGUUGAGGAAGCGAGAGGGGCAGCUCGAUAAGGGAUUGAAGGAGAUGGUGGAUGAGAAGGAGGCAUUGGAGCAGUUGCUGCAGGUGGUGCUGAUGAAUUCAGAUAUUCUUGAAGGGUGGGUGAAGGAAAAUGGCAACAAGAAGAAGUCGGAUAUUGAUAUCGACGACGUUUUUGAGCCCGCGGAUCCUCUCUCCAGACAGAUUCUGGAUUGUGCUUCUGCCGAUUUCUCCAUUGAAGAUACUAUCUAUGCGUUGGACAAGGCCUUUCAGCAAGGCGUCAUCCCUUUUGAUGCUUACAUGAGGAACAUAAGAGCGCUCUCUCGUGAGCAAUUCUUUCAACGGGCGAUGUCAGCGAAAGUGAAAGCAGCGCGGUUGCAGGCUCAAGUAGCCAGUAUGGCUUCUAGAGCUUCUCCAUACGGCGUCUGAAUCAAAGAUUUGAAAAUUUGGUUGCCAGCUCUUUGAGUGCAGUAUCAGGCGACUUGAUUGGUUUCAAGUGCGCCAUUCAUACAAGGAACAAAUGAAUAUCUGCUGUCAUAUUGGUACCACUGGGGUGUCAGAAUUUACAAAAGAAAUGAAUUGGAGCAAUGAGGGGAAACCAUUUGGUUGCUUCUCUGAGAAUUCAUCUUGGGGCAUCUUCAAAGUCGACAGUGGAGGUAACUGACACGCUUUUCAAGUGCCCAUUUGCCAUAGUGGUACAUUUCUUUGGGAAGUUAACGAGGAUUAUGUCAUAGAAGGUUGUGGUACUUUAUUUUCAACUGGGGGAAAAGAAAGAGACGUGGAGGGCAUGAUAUGCUCAGCACGUGACCUGUAAUAGAACACUCAGAAGAAAGGCAUGGUGUCAGUAAAGGUUCUACUAGGAUGUUUGGGAUAUUUGAGAUUUAGCUUUUGGGUUUGGGGCUUGGUCACCGAAGUUGUAGAUUCACGAGAACAAAAGCGUAAACAGACCAGACAAAUGCCCUCGCUUUUCAUCCCUAAAUAAGUAGGCUUGGGGCCUAAACAAAUGAAUAUGCUGUGUAGUUUUGUUAUCCUUCUCGUACGUGAAAAUGAAACAAGUAUCUUUGUUUGGCA
Molecule: messenger RNA, 2199 nt
Organism: Nymphaea colorata (pocket water lily)
Lineage: Eukaryota; Viridiplantae; Streptophyta; Magnoliopsida; Nymphaeales; Nymphaeaceae
Product: protein ELC-like
Exons: 3
Coding region: 265-1557 (430 amino acids)
Biological process (GO): protein transport; endosome to lysosome transport; protein modification process
Cellular component (GO): ESCRT I complex
Molecular function (GO): ubiquitin binding
Source: RefSeq, a predicted model, not a curated record